AUGCUUCCAACUUCUUUAAGUUUUGAAAUUCCACCGCUUUAUAAACAUACGUGGUUAGGUGAUCAAUUUAUUUUAGCUGAUGUACAGAAGAACCGUGUUGGUGGACGUCUAAUUAUACUUAGUUUUCAUCAACAGACAGAGCUACUGUUGAACAGUUCGAUAUGGUUUUGUGAUGGUGCUUUUAAGACUUGUCCAAAUAAAUUCAGACUAGUCUAUAUCAUUCAAUGUUUGGUUGGAAAUCAAAUGUUGCCAGCAUUAUAUGCUUUUACAUCGAAUCGUAAAAGAAAAACGUAUGAGGAAAUAAUUCGAAUUAUUAUUAAUUUAGCAGCAAGUCGAGGAAAGGGUUUUGCAGUUAAUACAAUUGUACCUAAUUAUGAAGAUGCUUGGUAA
Messenger RNA from Adineta steineri, 390 nucleotides. The record is from the annotation of a GenBank genome assembly. NCBI's taxonomy places the organism in Eukaryota, Metazoa, Rotifera, Eurotatoria, Adinetida, Adinetidae.